This is a messenger RNA of Bufo gargarizans (Asiatic toad), 2808 nucleotides long. RefSeq names its product interactor of little elongation complex ELL subunit 2 (gene ICE2). Gene Ontology annotation, cellular component: transcription elongation factor complex. NCBI's taxonomy places the organism in Eukaryota, Metazoa, Chordata, Amphibia, Anura, Bufonidae. Gene Ontology annotation, biological process: positive regulation of transcription by RNA polymerase III; snRNA transcription by RNA polymerase III; snRNA transcription by RNA polymerase II. The transcript has 16 exons. The record is from RefSeq and is a predicted model, not a curated record. The coding region runs from base 27 to 2693 and encodes 888 amino acids.
GUGCCGUAGUCGCACACAUAGAGUCAAUGGAGGCGGCUGGAGAGCUUAGAUGGGAUAUUGAACCUUCCAAUGGCAGAAACUGUUUCUUCACACGUGAGUCUUAUGAGAAAUAUUGCUUGGGUCCAACACUGGCUGAAUUGUUACUCAUCACCAACAAACCCCCUCCAGCAGGACCUACACAAAAAGAGGCUUCCAGUUCCCAAGCGCCUGUCCCUGACAGUCAGCCUGUUGUCCCAUCUUCUACCAAGCAGCUCCUCCCUUUUCCCGAGCCUCGUGUGCCGUACCCACGGUUCUCGUCCCUCACAGCAUUUGAACAGGAUGCCUACGUGAAACUGAUGAUCAAAUUCCACAACAAGAAAAACAGUAACGUCUCUUUUGGACAAGUCAAGGACUACAACCAUUAUGAAUUCUUGAAAUCUAAAUCAAGCCUUGAAGUUCCAGAGUUUCAGAAAUUUCUCCAGAAUGCAGCUCGGAGUUGUGCUGAGGACUAUGAUGUGCUUUGUGCAGAUGCUGACCUCUAUGUUCAGGAGAUGUUAAAGAUCUGCCAAACUUAUGUGAAGAAUUACCCUCCAAUUUACACUGUCCAUGAGAUCACCAGCAUUUUGGGUGGAAAGUUUAUUCCAGACUUGACCUUUAAGCUGGAGAAGUGCCUUCUUAAAAUGGGAUCUGUGAAGUUUGUGAAAAUGACAUUUCCAUCUGAUGGUAUUCCUCUGCUAGCCUCGUAUAAAAAGGGGUGUCAGAUGAUGCCCCCAGUGAAGAAGGCUAGUCAUGUGCAUGCGAGUGUAAGCUCAGAUCCGAACAUUUCUAAACUGGCCCCAAAGUAUUGUCCACAAGUGGUACUUACGUCACAGGCCUUGUUUGCCCUCCUUAAUAACCAUGCCCCUGGCUACAAUGAACAGUGGGAGAUUCCUGUAUGUGUGGAGACUGGUACUGGUACAGAUGGUAAACCAUGUAAAGUAGUAUACAUCGAUUCCCCUCUUCCCAAGAAAGAGCUGAGCACAAGAGAGAGAAGCCAAAUGUUCCAUGAGGUUGUUUUGGACAAGUUCAUGAUGAGAAAUUAUAUGAUUCCGUUGAAAGGACUUUUUCUGGACAGAGACCAGAUGGAUUUGCAUUAUAAAGAACAUUACACAAACAGGAGUAUUUAUCACGAGGAUAAGGAAGUGGAUUUUGCUUCUGAUGUGACAGAACUGGAAACUUUUUUUUCUGUGGAUAAGGAUGUAAACUCAAGUAAAAUGUCCUCUGAUUCCGAGUCUCUGGAGUUAAGUCAGACCUCCCUUAAAAAGUCUCUGCUAGACAGAUUACAUAUGGAAAAACAGAUCAUCAACUCGACCCCAGCUUUGUCUCGUUUCAGUUCAGAUGAAGGCAGCGAUGUGAAGAAGAAAAAGCUGAGCAAUGAAGAGGGGACAGAUAUGAGAUUUGACACUGAGAACAAGCUGAGAACAUGCUCUGCGUCAAGUACUGGAGCCCAAGCCACCACCAGCAGCAAUGACAGCGACUCGGAUAACGAAAAACUUGUGAUCGAUAUUGACUGUAAAAUGAGUGAGGGCAGCAAUGUGGUGGUCACACCUUCUGUCAGUACUACUCCAAAGGCCCCCAGGCGGAAAAAGCCCUCUAGGAAGAUCCCUAAAGAUAUCGAUCCCUUGGGGCAGAUUCUGAAGAUGCAAGAACAGCUUCUAAAAGUCGACACAAAGAAGAUGGAGCAGAUAAAUCCUGAGAAAAGUGAACAAUCGUCUCCGCAUGCACCCAGUUUUCAACAGAACGCCUCAAGUUCAUGCCUGGAGUCACAGAGGAAGGUGGAAGUUAGGCCCUCAAGUAAUGACAAAUAUCUGCUAUCCAGUGAUCUCAUGGCCAUGCAAGAGGAUGCGGCUGAGUAUACAGUGGAACCUGAAGAAAAUUGUUCCUAUAAAAUGUUUAGCCUGGGUGAUAUGCUUCUGUUACUUAAAACUACUGUGCACACGGCAAAGACUCGGCCAGCAGUCAAAAAAGCAUUCAAAUGUCAAAUCCCGGUUUUUGUGCUUGCCAAGGUGGAUUAUCAGACUUGCUAUGGUGUGGAGUCGCUAACAGAAAGUGAGAGGUGUCGGCUGUGGACCGAAAGCCUUAUACACUCUAAAUGUGAAUUCUUUGUUGGACAUGUUGAUGCUUUAACUUCUAAGUUUUUCAUGCUGGAAGAAAUCACUGCUGAAAAUUUAAAGGAGAGCAUGAACAACUUCAGGCCAGCUAACUGUCUCAACUCUCUUCACCAUAUCUUAAAGUGGGUGACCGGUCUCCAGGAUGGAUCCUACCUCUUGAGCCAUGUGUCUGGAGACUCCUCUGUCUGCCUCUAUAAAAGUACCAAGGAUCAACAAAGAGGAGCCUAUAAUUUGCAUGAUGCCCACUGUAAUGCUCCUGAACCGCCAUCAUCUCUGUCUGUUCCCUGGGUGCCUUUAAAUCCCAAUCUGUUAUUGAAGUAUCACAUUCAGCAUGGCCGUCCACCUUGCACGUUCCCACCUGCAGCAGAGGUGGAUACAGGAAUAAAGAAAUCACAGCUACAUGAACCACAAAAAGCUCCCUGCAAAGAAAAGACCAAAGUUUCUCCAGCAACCUAUGCAUCUAAAGUUACCAAGGCAAAGCAGAAAGGAAGAAAUAGACGAAACAAGCUGAAGGCGAGACAGAAGGCACAGAAAGCCGCAGCUGCAUUGCAAGGAAAUAAAUGAGCAGUGAUGGUCAGUUCGCAGUGUUCGCCAGCGAACACAUGCGGGCUGCCAUUUUUAGUAAGGUAGACUCACCCGUCCGGCGAUGCACAGGUAAGCCCUUACCUGUGCCGGGAGC